AUUAGGUUUUGUACCUUUAGACAUUUUUGCGUGUAAUUUACAGAUGAAAACAUAAAGAGUGGACUGUCGUUUUAUUUCAAUACUUUCCUUCACAAUGUCUACUCCUAAGGAGCAAGAAAGGGAGGAACCACUUAAAUAUCAGGUCCCAAUUAUCUAUUGCAGGAUCUGUUUCUUGGAAGUGGAUUAGCAGUAUGUGGAAAUGUUCUCAUAAGCAUUUCUCUUAACGUGCAGAAAUAUACUCACAUGAAGAAUGCACAGAAAGAAGAAUUUCGCCACUACACAAAAGACCCACUAUGGUGGUUUGGGCUGUUUUUGAUGGGGUUGGGGGAGAUUGGAAACUUCACAGCUUAUGGCUUUGCUCCUGCUUCCCUUGUGGCUCCUCUUGGCACAACAACUGUUGUUGCUAACUUGUUCUUAGCAGCCAUCUUCUUAAAGGAAAAAAUUCGACCAGAAAAUCUGUUUGGCUGUGCAUUAGCAAUUAUUGGAGCUUUUCUGAUUGUCACCUUCUCAUCUCAGCAUGAAAUUGUGAUGAGUGCCAGAGAAGUGAUGGAUGCACUGAACCAAGUACCCUUUAUUGUCUAUGUGUGCAUUGAAGUGGGUGCUCUUGGAUUGCUCUUCUUCCUCUUAUAUGGACUGAAACUAAAGCAUGUUGUCAUACUCUUGCUUAUCACUUCCAUAGCAGCCUCCUUUACUGUGAUAUCAGCCAAAGCCCUGUCUGGCAUGGUACAGAUCUCCUUUGGAGGUUUUUCGCAGUUUAGACAUCCUGUUGUGUAUGCCAUGCUGGUAAUGAUGGUAGGCACCGCCAUUCUGCAGAUCAAGUAUCUUAACCAGGCCAUGAAGAACUUUGCUUCCACAGUCGUAGUUCCUACCAACUUUGUCUUCUUCACCAUUAGCGCCAUUGUAGCAGGAGUUGUCUUCUACAAAGAAUUUCAUGGAAUGACUAGCAUGGACCUGGGCAUGUUUAUAUUUGGAUGUAUCCUGUCCUUCGUGGCUGUAUAUUUCAUCACAUCCAGUGGUUUAUUUGGCAGCACCAAGCAACAGGAAGGCACUCAACAACACCUGACAGCAGAUUUAAUCCCUUCCUGGAUGUUGGCCAAUGUCCAUGUGGGACAUGUGCAGCCCAAGGGACACAUAGAGCACCUAGUUGAGACUGCACCAGACACCUCUGAUCAAACACCAAUCCUUGCAGCGGCCCAGGCCAGUCCAGGGCAGCUUGCAGAUUCUCCAGAUGUAGAGGUUACUGUGGGACUGACCAGUCAAGUUUCGCCCAAUGCAGUCUCUGCUGCAGUUGAUAUCCCUGUUCAGCAGAAAUCGUAUGGCACCACAAAAUGAACUAGGUCUUCCAUUGGUUUGAUGCUUUGAAACCUCAGUCUGCUAGAAAAGACCAAAGUGAAGCCCAAGGUACAGAGGGUUUAUCAUAUGUAACAAGAUUUAAAAAAAAAAAUUAAUCAUUAAAGAGCGUACCAAUUUCUACUUUUAAACAACCAAUGUUACAUUAGAGCUUUAAAAGAAAGAUUAUAAAAUUGAUUUAAAUUAGAUGAUAUGAAGAAUCUGAUUUUUUUAUUACCUGAUUGUAGCUCAAAUGUUUUUCUUCGUUUUCAAUCAUGAUGGAUAACAAAUAUCUAAAGUUAUAUUUUUGAAAAGUCAGACACAGGACAGUCAAUAUUUGAUACUUGAAUUAUCCAUCUCUAACAAAAAAAUGCACUUGUUGGUACAAAGCACACAGAUAUGAGUGACCAUGAUAAAGGAAAAACUAUUACCUUAAGUAAAAUUUCAUUCGGAUGAUCAUUUAGAUCUAGGUCCUGCAUCUUGAAUUUGAGUAAGCAGCCACAAAGUAUUGCAGGAAAGUGCGUGCGUAGUCAAAGGGAAGUAAGCUCUUUUAACAAAAAAGUUUUUUCUUUUUGAAAUUUACGGCUACUUCCCUUAUUGCACACCCUAUUUGUUUUGGAUCAAUGUUAAUGACAUUCAGUGGAACAAACCAACCAGAUUUGAGUUUAAAAAAUUGUUUUGUUCUCCAUAGGACAUUGAUUUUAAGUUUCAUCACUUUUGAUACCUUAUGUUGUAUGUGAUUUUAUUGUUCUGACAGAAUAUUUGUUAACAGUUAUAUAGAUUGUACUUGUGUAAAGUGACAUUUUUACAUCAGCAUAUUUGCAUUUAUAUUAUGUAUCAUUUGUAUACUUGAAGUCUAUCGCAUCCUUAAUGUUUGUAUACGUGUCUUUUUUGGAAGCAACCAUCUUUUAUUACUUUUGACAUAGAUACCAAACCCUGGCCAAAGAUAUUUAUAAACAUGUAUAGUUAAUUUAAAUCUAAUAUCUUCAUAGCUGUGAAAUGUCACAUCUUAGGAAGCAUAAUUUAGUCUGCUGAUAAUUAUGUCAAACUAUUUCACUGUGCUAAACCCCCAAGUAACAAGGCGGUCCGGUGGCGUAACGGUUAACGCCUGUCACCAAUACACUGAAGGUUGGCUGUUCUGGGUUCAGCUAUCGUCUCAGGCAUGCUGUUCUUUCUCUGCAAGUGACAUCUAUUUACAACUUGCCGUGAUAGUUGCUGGCUCGGCGUAAAACACCAAUUUCCCCCCCCCCCUACCCAAGUAACAAAAUCCUUGAGGGGCAUCUGGAUUUGGUAAUGAUUUGACAGUAAUAUAUAAAUGUUCAUUUGUGAGUUUGCAGUGUUGUAUUCUGACAGAUCACUUUGCAGGUUCAAACAUACAAAUGUGAUUUUUAAACCAUUAACUGCCAGAUCUCGAAAUCAUGGAUGUUCGUCUUAUCAAACAAUUUUUUUCCCAAGAUUUUUUGUUGUUGCUUGAAGCAGACCAUGAUACAAUUUUUUAAUGGUGCAAUAUGUACAAAACAAUUUACAGAAAGCUGAAUGUCUUUGUUCUAGUCAUUUGUAUGGUGCAUCAUUCUUCAUAUUGUCAGCUUGCAUUUCACUCUUAACCAAAUCAGUGCAUUGAAGUUUUUAAAAAAAAAAAAUGUAAGCUAUAUGGUAUAUUGAAUGUAUAAAAAAAGAGAAAUGCAUUCAGCUUCCUCGAGAAGGUCCUGAGUAAAUUACAGUCGUGAUGUGUUGUCCUAUAUUCUUAAAGAGGGAACCAGUAACAUGUUAAAAGAUUUUGGACCCACCCCACAAAAAAAAAAAAUCCUCCAUAUAUAGAUAUUUAGUCCAAAACCUUUGAUUACUUACUGGAUGACCAAGAAAUUCUUUACAGUAAAUUUAUCUUAAGUGGAUUUGCAUCUUUACCAUUUGUCAUGAUCUCCAGCAAGCUGUGCCAGUAUUGUCUUUCAUUUAGGUUGAUCACUUUUUAUACAGGCAUUGUGAUAAUAGAUCUGCUAUUCUGAUUGUUGUGACUUUUUUAAAACCAAGAGCUGUUUUUUUAUUUACAACUGCUGGGUUGUUGUCUGUGGUGUUUUCAAACUCUAUAAUUAAAAAGGAAAAAAAA
Molecule: messenger RNA, 3433 nt
Organism: Pomacea canaliculata
Lineage: Eukaryota; Metazoa; Mollusca; Gastropoda; Architaenioglossa; Ampullariidae
Product: NIPA-like protein 2
Exons: 11
Coding region: 244-1332 (362 amino acids)
Biological process (GO): magnesium ion transport
Cellular component (GO): membrane
Molecular function (GO): magnesium ion transmembrane transporter activity
Source: RefSeq, a predicted model, not a curated record